Messenger RNA from Erpetoichthys calabaricus (reedfish), 7037 nucleotides. It is a transcript of the gene qser1, whose product is annotated as glutamine and serine rich 1. The transcript has 13 exons. Bases 557 to 6028 code for a protein of 1823 amino acids. The record is from RefSeq and is a predicted model, not a curated record. NCBI's taxonomy places the organism in Eukaryota, Metazoa, Chordata, Cladistia, Polypteriformes, Polypteridae.
CUUUACUACAUCGCAGACAGUAGACGCACAUGCUCUUGCUAGGUUAUACAAAUAAUCUAAAUGCUAAGAGAAAAGAAAAAAAAAUACGACGUGGUACACUUGGGCGUAUAGGUGGCACUGCCGAAUGUUCUUCCGAAACAAAGGAAAAGCAAACAAAAAAGCACCCAGCGGAUUAUUAUUUCUUUGAGUAAUUCCUAUGAAUUACCUGCCUCUCCCUUCUGUUCAGUGACAGAUAAUGACUGUAACUCGCAACCCAGCUGGUAGUAGGAGGUGCAUCCUGGGAAAUAAACCAACAUGGGGAUCUGAUCCAAGUAGCACCAUGCAACACUAACAUCAUGACUGAGUAAAGAGACAGGAAUAAUAAUAAUAAGCAGACAAUAAUCUGACAUUAAAAGAGUCGCUCUUGGAUUCUUCUGUGCCAUUUGCAAGCCUGCCGGCGACUCCCGAGCCAUUCUCCGAGACAAUGUGAUCGCUCCUGGCCGGCCCUGUCUGCUUGUAUGCGUGUGCGCUUUAGAGAGCUUUCCUGGGGAAGCGCCGCACUCCCGAUUUUUGCCCGAUGAUGGAGAGGAACUAUUCGACUCCCAGCUUCGCUGACCCGCUGGCUGCUCCAGCGCAGACUGCCGCUUGGGCCUAUGAUCGCAGCACGCCAAGCAUCAAGCCGAGUUUGAGCUAUGGAACUUCUCAUCCAUCACAUCCAGACAGUGAACUGCUCCACAGGCAGACCUACACAGCCUCUCAUCAAUUGCCUGGCUAUGCCACUGCACACCAUCCCACAGGCCUUUCAGGAAUAUUUGAUACAGGCUUGCACACUACUGGCAGCAACACUACUGAAACAUCAGUCAUGAACUUCCUUUCUGCUAUCGAAUCACGCAACCCUCCAGCAGGACCAACCACAGCUUCCAUACUUCCACAGUUCAGAACGACUUCAUGGCAGACAGGCAUGCAUUCAUCCACGGCUACAGAACUAUUUGUCACUGGAGCAUUGCCUGUCUCUGGGACUUUUGCCCCAACAUCAGCGUUGUCUGCCUAUCAGCACCCCAACACUUUCAGUACAAGGAAUUUUGCCACUACUCCAUCACUGACACUUCAGGAUGCUGCUUUCAGCCCGACUUCAAAUGGACUAUUGUCUACACAUGAUCCUUUACUGCAAAUCAAGCCACCACAAAAUUCUGUCCCAACUGCUUUGGCCUUUGAUCGCAUAGGAAGUACUGUUCUGAGUACAAGUAUACCACCACAAUCAUCUACAUAUCGUUCAGCCCAAGAAUCUGCACCUCAUCUUUUGCAACCCCAGUUCAGUUUGCUGCCCUCUGCACUUAGUUGCACACAGCAGGCAACCCAGCCUUAUAGCACACCGGUUUUCACAGGUUCUGCAGCCUCUAUUGAAAGAGCACUUCAGAGAGAAUGUAGUGUUAUUAAACACCAUCAGCGGCCUUCCAGUACACAUUCAAUUCCGACUCAGUUGUCAGGUGCUCAGCAUUCCUUACAGGGUUACCUAACAAGUGGAAGUGGAGUUAAUUUUCAGGAUACUUCAAGGCAGUCAACAAUGCCUUGCAGUCCAGUAGAAGAUACUACUCAGGUGAGCAAUGGAGGACCACAACAAAAGACACCUCAAGCCACACUGGAACAAACUCAGGCUUAUCCUUCAACUAUUCCCUCUCCAAGUUAUUCAUCUGCUACGACCACAAAAACGAAAGACUGUUCUGGCAAACGAACUCCACGAUCAUCAAAAGCAACCAAAUCACAAAGUGUUUCCCCAGAUGUACAGCCACAAACUUAUACCAGUUCUACACAGAAGCCAAGUACAGUAAUAGCAAGCCAGCCAGAAGUUUAUUCUUCAGCACAGCUAACUAACUUGAUGUCAGAAAGCCAAUCGCAAAGCUAUGCUUCAUCUCAAAACAUAGCCACCAGUGUGAGCCAUUCACAGGUCUAUUCUUCCACACAGUCAGAAAAAUUGCCUUCACUAUAUAAAACUUUGACUUCAUUUUCUGGCCAGUCUGAUAACCUUACCUCUGUCAGUCAAUCCCUUAGUUAUUCUUCCAGUCAGCAACAAGUGCUGCGUUCUGUUGGACACAAUGAAAACUACACUGGUCAGACACAAAACAUAUGUUCAGUAAACGAGUCGCAAAGCUAUACUUCCAACCACACUCAGGGUUUGCCUACUGUAAGUUAUACUGCACAGUCCCAGGGCCUGUCUUCAGUCAGCCCUUCACAAAGCUAUGCUUCAGGACAAUCCCUCACGUUAACCUCACAGUCUAUGUCCUUUUCUUUGUCUCGAGCUCAAAAUCUGCCCGUUUCUAGUCCAACUCAGAAUUAUAUUUUAAUGCAUAGUUCACCAACAGCGCAGAACAAAAGUGGAUCAUCUCCUCAGAAAUAUAUGCCCCCUGUCCAGUCACCAACCUUUUCUUCCACAUGUCAUUCCCAAGCCUUGCAGAACAACCGAUCUCCAGACACAAAGCCUUCAUAUAGUAAAAGGAAAUCUGAUUCUAAUUUAUUUGUCACAUCAAAACAAGAAGAUGAGGAAUUUGCCAUUCAAGAUUUACAAGAAUUACAACAAGCUUCACUUGAAGCCACAGCUCAGAGUCUUUCAGGUAGUGAAAUUUCAGAACAGAAUCCCAUUUAUGUGGUUUCAAAAGCAGAUGACCGGUACAAUUCACAGAGUGUGAUAAGAACUAGUUCAAGACCCGAAGAUCAGAUUAUUGGCCUUUCACUUCAGGGUUCUAAAAAGGAUGAAGAAAUGAGUACAGUUACCCAUCAUGGACAAAAUGUUAGCACUGCCAAUGGCAGAGUAGCUUCAGACUCAAAGAAAGUAUCAAACUUAGUGCAACCCUCUCAUGCUAAUAUAAGUGCAGAAGAUUUAAAACAGCAGACUCUUUUGCAUAAGGUUCAAGACACCAGGUCACAGGACAAUCAGGACCAAGUGAUCAACAUUCAACAAGGCCAGACACCCUCUUUAAGAAAUACUCAACAAAUCUGUCUGCCAAGUGCUCAGGUGCUGUUAGAGCCUACACGAGAUUUACAGAUGGUUUUACUCCAGCCUUCUUUGCUACAUUCAGGCCUUGACCAGGCCAAGAUUUCACCCCAAAUGCAACAGAUGCAGGCACAGUUUCUACAGAUGGAAGAUCAUAUUAUACAAACAAGUGGUGGUCAAAAUCAACAACAGCUUCUUCCUCAAAAUUCUGAAGCCUUGAAAAUGGAUGUGACUGAGGCUUCAAAAGCACUACAGCAGCAUUUAAUGGCAAAAGAUAAUUUUAGUCAAGCCAGUCAGCAAGAAUCUAAGCUUCAUUUUGCCCUUAGUUCAAUCUGUUUUCCUGACUCGGUGUUGCUGGGUGAUGAAAGAAGCAUCUUGUCCAAUGUAGAUGAUAUUUUGGCUGCAACAGCAGCAGCCUGUGGCGUAACACCGCAGGAUUUUACUAAACCCAAUUCAGCAGAUGGAGAGUUACAAUCACUUGAUACCCCUUCAGAAUCAAAGUCACAUUUUCAGUCUGUUGACGUCAGACAUGUACCUCCUAAUUUUUCCUCCUCGCACUCUCUUGUGCAUGCACAGAAUAUGAACAUGACACUUAAUGGUGGACAGCUUAAUAUUGGUUUGCAUUUAGUAUCCUCUGUACAAUCCAAAAAUUCAGAACUUGAGCACCAGGGUCUAGACUCCUCUGAGCCUGGUUUACAGUCUGGAUUGACUUCUCCAGCUCUAAACUCCAGGAAUGAGAUGGGAGAUAAAAGUAUGGGUUCAUUUCAAAAGCAAAGGAGUAUCAGUCAGGAUUCUGAAGAGGAAACUGAGGAGACAACAAAUGGUAGAACUAUAAACCGAGCAAACGAUACAGACUUUAUUACCAGCAGAAGAAGCUUAAGUGAUGAAAGUGCUGCUUCAGAAAGUGAAUAUACUUUGCCUAGUGAUGAUUAUGACCCAACUGGAUUGUUGAGUAAAGCAAGGCUACCUGUUAAGGCAAAAUCAAAAACAGCAGCACUGCCCUGCAUACAGGUUAAUGUUAAAGAUAAGGAAAUGGCUCCAGAUUUUUCUCCUGAUAGUUUUUUAAAGAAAAAGUCUAAACCUAAAGGAUCAAUAAAACUUUUUUUGGAGGAUGAAAAUGGCAACCAGAAACCAGCGAAGCGUACUGGGCAAAGUAAACGGCAAAAUUCCAGAGGGAGUGAUGGCUCUCAGUCAGCUUCAGACAGCUGCUAUGAUAGUUACCAACAUCAAGAAAGAAUUCGGCAAAAAAUAAGAGAAGUAGAAGAAAAACAGCCAGAAGUUAAAACAGGGUUCAUUGGUUCAUUUUUGGACUUCUUGAAGUCUGGACCUAAACAGCAGUUCUCAUCUCCACCUAUACGAAUGCCAAAUCGAUCACGAAAGCCACCUAUUACUUCUGUUCGUCCACUUCAUCCUCCACCUACUCCUCCUGUAAAAGUCCAACAUGUGUCAUUACCUUUGGUGUCAUCAGAAAGUAUGGGUGGAAAUGCAAAUCAUUCACGCCGACUUGAGGAUGACCUGAAGAAAAAUCUAGAAACUUUGCCAUCAUUUUCUUCUGAUGAAGAUGAAUCAGUGGGGAAGAAUCAGGAUCUUCAGAAAAGCAUAUCUUCUGCAUUAUCAGUUUUAGAUGAACCUGCUGAGAAAAAAAACAAAACAGAGCCAGAAGCUAAUCCAACAGGCUCCAUAGUUAAACAGGAACAGGGUCCAAGCACACCUCUAUCAGUAUUAAAACAGGAUCCCCUGUCUGUACCACCUCAGCCAUCCUAUUCAGCAGUAGCAGAUGAUUCCAGCAUUCAGGAGAAUCAGGAAGAAAUUCCUGCAGAUCAGUUAGCCUUGAAGCAACUGUCUGUGGCAAUAGAAGGCUCAACUGAUGAAGACCAGUCGGACAGUGGUGGAGAAGGGAUGUACAGGGAAAGGGAUGAAUUUGUAGUAAAGAUUGAGGACAUAGACUACCUGAAGACAACACUAAAAGAAGGGAAAGAGCCGCCUGCAAUUUGGAAAGUACAAAAGGCACUGUUACAGAAAUUUGUACCAGAAUUACGAAAUGGAAAUAGAGUAUUUUCUGGAACAAACAGUUAUCUUGGGUACUUUGGGGAUGCAAAGACAAAGUACAAGCGAGUUUAUGUUAAGUUCAUUGACACUGUAAACAAAAAGGAGUACGUCCGUGUCUGCAACAGGAAACCUAGAUGUAAACCUUUGCAUUCAAUGAGGAGUUCUCAGUCCCGGUCCAGCAGCGCCAAGCCUGCAACAGCUUCUGCACCUUCACCUGCUCCCAACAACUUGACCCAAAAAGUGCCCUCAAAUAAAACAUCUGCCUCAAAGCCAAAAGCAAAACAGCAGAAAGUAAAGGCUGAACCUCCUCCAAAAAAACGGAAGAAGUGGAAGGAGGUGUUUUCUCCUUCUCCUUCAGAGUCUUCACAAGAGGCACAGAGUGAAGAUGAUGAAUUUACACCACCAGUACCUUUUGCAACUCGGUUCUUAAACACCAGAACCAUGAAGGAAACAUUUAAGAGUUAUGUGGAGUUGUUAAUCAGUGUUGCACUGGAUGCAGAUGUGAUGGGAGCACUGGAGAAAGAGAACGAUGAACUUCUAUUGCCUCACAUGAAGAAGGUGGAUGGAAUGAUUACUGACAAUAGGAGGAGACUGCUUCCAAAAUUAAGAGUAGGACAGUCAUUUAAGAGUGCACUGGAUAGUUUUCCAGAACUGGUGGUGCUAGAUCUAAAAAAGUCUAGUGAGGCAGGUUCAUCUUGUAAAAUUAAACUGAGUGGGAAAGUUUACAAUAAAAGAACUCUGAGAGCGGCAAAGACUUCCUCCAAAUUGCCACUGGAAUACAAUGUGGACAAAGAUAAAACACAGUGGUUUUCUUUGUAUCAUUCACUCCAGCAUUACAAAUAUCAUACUUACCUUUUGUGCAAAGAUGAGAUUGCUGCCAUUCAGAAGGACAAUGAAGAUCUGGGACAAGAAGAGACGGUGCAACUGUGCAUGAAAAAUGCCAAAUGGGUGGAAAGUUUGUUUGACAAGUUUGGCGAACUUCUCACACAAGUGCAACAAACCUGUUUAUAACAACAGUUAUACAGACAAUUAGGUCUCCCCUUGAAUACAACAAAAAUGCAAGCACUAAUGUAAGACAGAAUAGCAGGUAACACGCUCCACAUGGGCAUUCAUGCUUCAACCCUGGCCAUGGUGCUGACAACAGACUGGGACUGUAAUAUUUAAUACAUGUCACUUUUUUUACGCUGGCCAACCAUUUUUUUGAAUGAGUUUUGUACUUUGUAAUUCUUUUUUCCUGUAAUAAAUACAUUUUUUAAGGAACCUUAUGUGACAGAUCAAAGUGGCAAAGCAUGCACUAAAAAGACUUAAUACUAUAGGAAAAAACACUUUAAAUCAGAGAACUAAAUGCUUUAAUUUUUAUUUGCCUCUCUUCUGUCACUAGGAAUUAAAGCAAAACUGAUGGGUGAAUGGGGGAUGGGGAGCAAUUUUUAAUGAAACGCCAAAUUUAUAUAGAGUAUUGUAAAUUUUGUAAAGAAAAACCGGCGUGUCAUUACAUUCUUAAAAAUUGACAAUAUAGAAAUAUACUUUUUUUUUUUUUUGCUUUUAAGACUCCUUUUAUUAUAACAGUGUUCAGAAAGCUGAACAUGGAGUUGGUGCAAUUCUAAAACUGCUUGUUUUGUGACAAAUUAUAUUGUAAUGGAAAUGCAAUGAACUUAACUAUUUUCUCUGUUUGAAUAAAAAUAUUUUGCCUUUAUACUUUUUCUUUAAAUAUGUACAUUUUAUCUCACUAAUAGUUGUAUUUUUCACAAAGAAAAUAUUGUGGUUGAAUUUGUUUCAUGUAUCUUUGUAAUACACCUUUCCUUGUUUUCAAAAUAAAUCCUCCUGCGUUUAUAUGUUGAUUACAUAAUGUAUACUAUAUAUCUUGAAGUAUUCUUUCUUUCUUAAUACAGGUUUGCUUAAAUGUUAACCAGAAUAAGCAUACAGUAUUGGACUAGUUUUGCUUUCCAAGUGUAGCUGUGUUACACACUGCUAUUAUUUUCUGAUACAUGAAAAUAAAUUUCCUACUAAACAAGGGCACUGA